This is a messenger RNA of Toxotes jaculatrix (banded archerfish), 9196 nucleotides long. RefSeq names its product basonuclin 2 (gene bnc2). The record is from RefSeq and is a predicted model, not a curated record. Gene Ontology annotation, biological process: regulation of DNA-templated transcription. Gene Ontology annotation, cellular component: nucleus. NCBI's taxonomy places the organism in Eukaryota, Metazoa, Chordata, Actinopteri, Toxotidae. Bases 325 to 4245 code for a protein of 1306 amino acids. The transcript has 6 exons.
CAGAGUGUCGCGGUCGUGCGUUCCUCUCCGUGAGACCGACGCGUUUCCAAACGUCUUGACGCGCGUUUUUCUCAGUGAAGGAGCCCGGACACAGUGAUUCUCUGGAUAAAAAGAGAGUGAGUGUUUUCCCGUGUUACACCUAAAACUGUCACAAACGGCGAUGAUAAGUUUGUGAAAAGAACACCGACCGUGAAUCAACUCAGACAACGAACAGCAUUGAAAAGGAGAAAGUUCCCCACUUGAGGGCGAAAUCAGACUUUUUUGAGGACGCCAAGUUUGAAAAGUGCCAGGAGCCCCGGGGUCUGUGAGAUACAACAUGCAGCAAUGUCCAAAGAGGCAGAGUUGGAUGUGAGAGGCAGUGAGUGCGACACAGUCCCACCAGAGCCCAGCAAAGACCCAGAACCGCCCAGGCUACCUCCAGCUAAGGCUAACGGACCCAACGGCACCACUGGCGUUUUCACGAGCAUCCCCUCCAGUAGCCACAGUAGCAGCAGCACCAGCAGCAGCAGCAGCAGCAGAAGUGGUCUGGGUGGCAUUAGCAUCGUUAGCAGAAGCGCUGAGGGAGCAGGCGAAAGCUCCAUGCAGUUCAGCACCAGACCGCCUAGUGCUGAGCAGCCGGGCUUCAUGGGGACAUGGCAGCAGCAGAGCACUGACAGCAACCUCCUCUACAGAAUGUCCCAGCAGGCCAUUCGCUGCACACUGGUGAACUGCACAUGUGAGUGUUUCCAGCCAGGCAAAAUUCACUUACGAACAUGUGACCAGUGCAAACAUGGCUGGGUAGCUCACGCUCUGGACAAGCUCAGCACCCAGCACCUCUACCACCCGACCCAGGUGGAGAUCGUUCAGUCCAAUGUGGUGUUCGACAUCAGCAGCCUGAUGCUGUACGGCACCCAGGCCGUACCUGUCAGGCUUAAGAUCCUUCUUGACCGCCUCUUCUCCGUGCUCAAGCAGGAAGAGGUGCUGCACAUCCUGCAUGGCCUGGGCUGGACCCUCCGAGACUACGUCAGGGGCUACAUACUGCAGGAUGCUGCAGGCAAGGUGCUGGACCGCUGGACCAUCAUGUCCCGAGAAGAAGAGAUCAUCACCCUGCAGCAGUUCCUGCGCUUUGGUGAGACCAAGUCCAUUGUAGAGCUGAUGGCCAUUCAGGAGAAGGAAGGUCAGGCAGUAACAGUUCCCUCCUCCAAGACAGACUCCGGUAUUAGGACAUUCAUUGAAAGCAACAACCGGACCCGCAGCCCGGGACUCCUGACACACCUGGAAAAUAGUAGCCCAUCGAGCAUUCACCAUUUCGAGAAUAUCCCCAACAGCUUAGCCUUCCUCCUGCCCUUCCAGUACAUCAACCCAGUUUCUGCCCCCAUGCUUGGCUUGCCCCCUAAUGGUCUGCCUAUGGAGCAGUCCGCCCUUCGGCUCCGGGAGCCCAGCCUGCCAAACCAAGGUGAACAGGUGGAGACCAGUGAAUCAGAAGUGUCCCUGUCGCCCUUCCGCACAGGACAGAGCCCUAGCCGUGGAGCCCUGGGAGCCAUUAACAACAUUGAGCCCAAGACAGAGCCCAACAGCACGGCAUCACCCAUCUCACCAACCCCUUCCACCCAACAAGCUCAACAGCAGCAGCAACAGCAGACACAGCUCCAGCAGCAACAAGGCCAACAGCAGUCCCAAAAUCAAUCUCAACCCAACAGCUUGAGUGACCACCCAGUCCACCACCACUUUGUAAAGGAUGAGCAGUCCAAAACCAUCACCCAUCCUUCCUUUUCUGCCAAGAUGAAUCGCAUGCGCCGCAUGGGAGCCACUUCACGCAAGGGUCGUGUGUGCUGCAACUCUUGUGGCAAAACCUUUUAUGACAAAGGCACACUUAAGAUACACUAUAAUGCUGUACACUUGAAGAUUAAACACCGUUGCACCAUUGAGGGCUGCAACAUGGUCUUCAGCUCACUUCGCAGCCGCAACCGUCACAGUGCCAAUCCCAAUCCACGGUUGCACAUGCCCAUGCUGCGCAAUAACCGCGACAAGGACCUCAUCCGUGCCAAUUCAACCACUGGCACACCUGUCAUCUCAAGCACCAAGAGUGGCUUCACACUCACCAGCCCUGGAAGGCCACCACUGGGCUUCACUACUCCACCAGUAGACCCUAUGCUUCAGUCACCCCUUCAAAGUCCACUAGUGUUCCCCUCCCUGAAGUCAGUGCAGCCAGUACAGCCAGUGCCCCCAUUCUACCGUACACUCCUGUCCCCUGCUGACCUUGUCAGUCCUCCAGUGUCGCUGCCCACCAGCCCCAUCCUGCCCACCACCACUAACAGUACCACCCUGAUGGACCAGCAACAGCAGAUCCUGGCUGCUGCAGCUGUGGCUUCACAUAACAAUGUUCAUGUGUCAGAGGCAGGACCCAUGUCCCACCGCUUACCCACACCUACUGCCAAUCAUGACUUCACAAGUGGCAGUAGUGACCCCACGCCCAAAAAGAAGCCUCGCAAAUCUAGCAUGCCAGUAAAGAUUGAGAAGGAAGUGAUUGAUGUGGCUGAUGAAUACGAGGACAAAGAUGAGGAUGAUGAUGAUAACAUCCACCAAAAUCACCACCAUCACCAGUCAUCCCUUCUUCACAACAAUAUCAAAAUCAAUGGAAAUUGUAACAGCAACAAUUGUGGCAGUGGUACUGGGAACCACAGUGGUGGCAGUGGGCAGCAGUCCCCUUCUCAGGACGAGAUGAGCCCUGGCUUAGCUCUGAGAGGUAUGAUGAGACAGAGUGAAGAUGAAUGCAGAGAAGGCACUGGCAGUGAGAGUAGGGGUGGAAAUGAUCUGAGAAGCUCUGGUGAGCUACGUUGUAUGGGGAGCUUCACCUCUGAGGACCAGGACCAUGAGAGAGACUUUGAGAAUGAGUCUGAAACCUCUGAUUCCAAGAUGUUCUACCGUGAUGAGCUUAUGGAUGUGGAGGAACAACAAAAACACAGCAGGGGUGGGAGGGGUCUGAACAAGGAACAGGAUGAUGAGGGUGGCGAGGAAACCCAUUUGAGAAAGGAAAUGGAAGGCAAAGGCCAUUCCUCACCCUCCCCUCCUCAGCCUACUAUCAAGAUCAAGGAAGAACUCAGUGAUCCUACUUAUGACAUGUUCUGCAUGGGCCAGUAUGGCCUCUAUAACGGAGGCAUGGCAGCAGCUGCUGCCGCUGCUGCAAGUAUGGCUGCCCUGCACGAGAGCUUCAUCUCUUCGAUGGGCUAUGGCGCCAGCCCACCCAAAUUCCCUUCUUCUCAAUCACCUGAAGGAGAUCCAUGCUCAAGUCCUGACCCCAAGAUUUGCUAUGUGUGUAAGAAGAGCUUCAAGAGCUCCUAUAGCAUGAAACUGCACUACAAGAAUGUGCACCUCAAAGAGAUGCAUGUGUGCACUGUGGCUGGCUGCAAUGCUGCUUUCCCUUCCCGGCGGAGCCGAGACAGGCACAGCUCCAACAUCAACCUGCACCGCAAACUGCUGACCAAAGAGCUGGACGACAUUGUCCUGGAUCCCCAACUCACGCCACUGCCCAAGGACCUGCGAGCCGAGUUACUGGCCAAGAUCUACGCUGGGCACCACAUGGGCUUGGACCCUAUGGCUGGGAUGGGCAUCGGAGGCGCCAGCCUCGGACCCACAGGCCUGAACCACGAUGCCCGUUCCCCCACGAGCAAUGAAUAUCCCCACCACCCUUUCCACCACAAUCUUAAAAAUCACCACACCAACGGCUUCUCCCAGGGCCAGCCAGAUGACUACAUGGUGCUGGACCUGAGCACCACAUCUAGUGUUCAAUCCAGCAGCAGUGUCCACUCCUCACAUGAGUCUGAUGAGGGCAGUGAUGAAGGCAUCCUAUUGGAUGACCUGGAAGAGGAGGAGGGAGAAGAGGAUGAGGAGGAGGGCAACAGCGAGGGAGAGGACUGCUCCCAGCGUGCCGUGAGGCGAGCUGAAGGGAGGCAUCGGGAUGAGACUGGAGAACUAAGAGGAGAGGGACAUGGUGAGGGGUUGGAAACUUCCUCCUCACCGUUCUUCCUUUCAUCCACCGGGGGCAGUAAUGGUGGCAGCAGUGGGAUCCUCUGCAACAUCUGCCACAAAAUGUAUAGCAACAAAGGGACCCUGCGUGUGCACUACAAGACUGUGCACCUGCGAGAGAUGCACAAGUGCAAAAUCCCCGGUUGCAACAUGGUGUUCAGCUCUGUGCGCAGCCGUAACCGACAUUCUCAGAACCCCAACCUCCAUAAAAACAUGCCCUUCUCCACAAUAAUAGACUAAAUAAUGACUUUCUACUCUAGCCUCCUGUCAGUAUGCCCACUCCUCCCUUCAUUCCUCAUCCUUAUUCCUCCUUAAAUUAGCUUUUAACCCCCGCCCAGGGCCAUCAAAUGCAAGCCAAGUGCUUGUAUGCCUCUUGCCCGUCCUCAGUAAGUCAUUGCAAGACAUUUCUAUGUCCCUCUAUAAAAUUCAUUGACUCUAAAUACAGUUUAUCAUUGUGACCUUUGACUUCUCCUUCUUUGGAAGAACAGGAUGACACUCUUCAGUAUGGAGUUUGCUUUAUAACAAAACUCCAGUUUGCUUUUUUCAUAAGCCCCUCCAUCUUUCCUUUCAAACUUCUCCCCACUUUGUUUUUAUGUCCGUCUCCAAAGAAUCUAUUCAAACUCUUAUUUGUGACUUUGCCUGCAGAAACGAUAGUAUUGAGAAAAAAAAAAAGAAAAUCUUCUUGUUGUAUUUGUGUAAUGAUAGCUUUUAAAUGAACCCCUUACAAAAGCAUGACAGCUUCAUUUGUAAAUAAUGUCCCAAGAGGCUUUUGGUGUAAAAGAGUUGUGUUGAUGGUUGUUUGCUUCUUUUUUCUCUCUCUUUAUGGUUUUAUGUUACAGUCCAGUACAAUACUUCCAGCUAUAGGCAAGAAAGAGGUAGCAUCUUACUAGCUUGAUUCAUUUAUGUUAGCUUCAAAGACAUGUUUUAAACUGAGUCCUAGAAAAAAAAAAAAAAAGAAUAUCAUGUGACUUGCUUUAUCUACUUGUUAGGUAUUCAGAGGUUGCCGGCAUGCUUUUUUAGGCUCCUACACUGAUAUCAUUCUCUGUAUUUCUAUUUUUUUUUUUUUUUUUUUUUGUAUCUGUUAUGUUUAUGAGCUUUAGUAUACUAAUUCAGUUUUUGCACUUUGCAUCUAUACAAGGGGAUGUGUAAUAUUAUUAUAAUGAGGAGUUUUGCAAUGGUGAGUUUAGGUGUUGUUUGGGGUCAUUGAUGGCUACAGUGCCAAGGGAAAUGACAGUACCUUCAACAUACUUGUGCCAGUUUCUUUUUGCACGUGCUCAGUUUCAAACACCGUUUCACGACAGAAAACUUCCCUGAACAAAGCCUGAGAUCUUCCCCUAUCUCGGAAAAAUCUAUUCAGAAAGUGUCUCCAAAGUGUCUUGCGUCAAAAUUAAUCUAGGUGUGAUUAUAAACUGCUGUUUCACAAACAAAAAGGAGUUAAAUAUUGAUAGUCUCUCCUCCUACGUCUAAGGAGAAAUUUGUAUAUGGUUACGUUAUGAUCACAAUAAUUACUUCAACAGUUUAAUGAGGUAAUCUGUGUAAAGCAUGACAUUAGUGUGACAUUGUGAAAGUUAGCAAAGCAAAAGCUCAUGUUUGUUCUCACGAAAGGCAUCUUAAUGAAAUAUGAUUCUCCCAUGGAUUUGAAAAAAGUGAGAAAAGAUGACAAUAGUCCUUCAACUGUGACCAAAACAAAAGUGUAUGCGUAAGAGAAGAUGUUUCAGCGUGACGUUGUACUUAAAUCAUGCCCCAGUGGAUUAAUAUGAUGCACUUGAGUCUUAAAUCUUUUGCUGUGAUAUUUUCGGUAUCGGUUUCCAUUGCUGAGUGUCAGCUGCAAUUGUACUCUAUGAAAAAUGUUGCCAUUUUCCUGGCUGUUGACUGCAGCCAUUUUUAACAUGUCCAUGACUGUCUUACGGUACAAAUAUUUCCAGUAACUGGGCAAAGUAGCCAAGGGAAGGGGUAUUUAUUGGUGGGUCAUGUAUCUUCAUGGAGAUGUUUUUGUCCAGUAUAAGAAUAUUUUUUGUAAAAAGACAAAAAAUAGAGAUUGUUCCUCAGUUUGACUUGUUUAUCAAUGUAUUAGCAAUGCCAUGUCUUACUAUACAAGGAGACCUUCUCUUACUUGACUGGUGCUACACACAGAGGGGAAAAUAUGCAGUGUUAUGUGGUGUGCUGUACAGUAUUCGCAACACCUUACAUCCACAACAGUGUUGAGUUCCAUUUGUUUCAUACUUAAGCCAUUUUGUAAUAUAGACAUGACCUAUUCUAGUGAAAUAUUUCAUGUCUUUUUUUUUUAUGACUCCACCUAUAUGACAUGCAGUUUUCAGUCCUCUCUUCUCAGAGAUAAAGAGAACAAGACAGAGAGCUGAGGCUGAUGGAAAGGUUGCGGAGGUGGAAGGCUGACUAGGGAGGAAAGGAUGACGGCAACGAUCAUUAAAAAUGUGCUGCUUCUCCGUUACCUGGAGGCGUCCCUGCCAUUCCAGCUUCUUCUGUCUAAUAUCUCACUUGUCACUUCGUUACACUGCCAGACGCCAAGGUUGCUGACAUGACUGUGACACUGACAGAAAGAAAGAGAAUAAAAAGGACAGAGUGUGUGCUCUGAACAAUUCAAUUUGACUCAUUCAUUUUAGUUGAAUUCCAUUCAUCUGUUCACUUUCUACGUGUGCUUAUUCUUAUUCAGGAUUGCUGGUAAUUCAAUUCAAUUCAACUCCUUUCUUUCAUUCGGUUUUUCUCUUUGUCUGUCAGACCACAGUCAUUUAACAACUGCCUUACCCAUUUCUUCAACCCGCCACUCACUUACCACCUCCACACCCCACAGCGCAGGUCCUACAGGGACACACGCUAAUAGUGUAUGCUUAAGUUCACCGGACGGCCAUGGCAUAGGAAAAAGGGAUGGGUAAUUGCCUGUUUAUCCCAAGUGAAGGGAAAAUUGAGUACAGGAACCCUUGCCUUCUCCCAGGAGUGGGUUUCACUGAGGCGCUUGCUGCCUCAUUCACUCAUUCAAUCCCCCCAGCCCUCGCUCUGGCAGAAAUAAAAAAGUGCUACUCCAGGAACCCUGCUGACAGCUGUCUCUCUAACACACAGCCAUAAAAACACACACAUGCGCAACGGAGGAGAGUGGCACACACUCACAUAUGCUUCCUACUUACAGGCCAGAAGGAUGACAAGAGCUAGAUGACUUGUUAACCUCUAGCGAUGGAAGAGACAGGGGCAGAGAAAAAUAGAAAGUAUUCUCACCACAGGAGAUGAAACUCUCCAUCAAGCAUUAACAUUAUAGCCUGUGCCACUGCACAGAAAGCUAACAUUCAGCUGUGGAGAAUGGUGUGAGCCUGCAUCGAGUUAGGCAUGGAAAGUUCAAAGGUCUUAUCGUUAUUGUUAUUUCAUUAUAAAUAUCCCCCUAUGUUUAAUAACUAAUAAUUGGAUUAAAAUUUACCUCAAGAGGACCUAGAUUAAUUGAAGAUAAUCUAUUAACAAGGCCAGCAAGCUCAUAGACAGAACUGAACUCUCUAGAAUUGAGAGAGCUGUACACGCCCAACAUAUUAAAAGUUAUUUUAUUAUAAAUGUGCUGUACCCACAUUCAGACUUAGUUUUUUUUUAUUUUUUUACACAUUCCUCAUGUCCUAUUCUUUGCUGUCCAUUUCUCAAGCAGCAGCUGCUGUGCAUGACCUCUCUAUCUGUGUACUUGUGUGUGCCAGACAGAGAGCUGAAUAUCAUAGAAGAGAUUCCCUUACAACACCCUUCUCCUACACCCUACGGGCUCCUUGUGUGUCCUGGAUGGUGCUGGUCAUGCCAGUAGAGCUCAGAGCUGCAAGAUGCUGGAAAGAGAGCUGAGAAAACACACAAAUAGCCAGGCAGACAGACGGCAAGAGAGAGAAGGGAGAGAUGAAGGAAAGGGAUUGGGCGUAGGAAGUGGUCUGGCUAGAGCCUUGCGGCAGGCACUUAACAAGGCAGGGGAGAAAGAAAGGAACACAGGGAGAGAAGAGAGCAAGAGAGCAGAAGGGCCAGGACUCCCCAGGACUCAUUGCCAGCUUCUUCUUGAUUGCCUGCUGGAGAGCGAUCGAGCCACCCCUCACAUUUCCACUCCUCGCCCCUACACUCUGCUCUCCUCUGAGAAAUGACCACCAAUUUCCCCCACUCCUCUGAGAAAGCCCCCAAUCCAAUCUUUGUCUUUCUUACUUCUCCAGCCACAUGGGCCCAGGUGCAUUCUGCUACCUAGUGACCGGCCUACGGGACGGCAGGAACACGUCACUUAGAGCGCCUCACUGGCCCAGACCACUGGAGUGAAUCUUUAAUAUUUGAUUAGAUGAGCGUCAGGCAUCAAUUAUUCGGUAAUUCUACAUAGCACACUGAGGGAGGAGGAGAUGGAGCGGCUGAGCUGUUAAUCACUGUCCGUUUUGUUCACGUCACUGAGUGAGUGAGGAUGAGAGGUGACAUGGCAUGCAAACUGUCCAGUUAAUGUAGCUCAUGGAACAAAGUGGGAUUAAAAUAUUUGAUGGGACAUCUUAAGAAAUAUGCAGAUAGAAGAAAAACACACACAUGUGUAGGUUUGUAUAGAUGCUUCAGUCUCAUGUAUUAUGCUCAAAAAAAAAAAAAAAAUACCCUCAUUAAUUUGAACUGGAACCUGUGAAAUGUCAGUGAUCCUGAAAAAAAAAUACUGUAAAUUCAUGAAAUGUUUUCCAUUGUGCCAAUCAUAUUUUACAGUCUUAAAGUACAAAUAAGCUUGAAGACCUGGUGAAUUUAGAUUUUUUUUUUUUUUUUUCACUUGUGUUUUUGUGUAUCCAAUGCAUUUGUGUCUGUGUCUUAAAAAGCCUGUGUUAUGGCACUGGCACUCGACAGUGCUGCAUGGCUACAUAGUCGCACUGCAAAGAACAAACACAGCAGAGGAGCUUGUAUCACUUUGGUGUCAAAAUGGUGAUUUGGAAGCCUCAUGAAUACUGUAUGUUACCGAAACAGGUGUUUCCCAUUUGCAGAUAGGAGGAAAAAAAUUGUCCUCUUUUUAAAAGACUCUUUUCUGUUUUUUUUUCCUUUUCUUUUUGCCUUUCCUGUAUUUGUUUCUGUAUCAUAACUGUCUAUGGUUUUUGCAUAAAAUGCAAAAGGGUUUUGGGAUGUAAAUGGAAUUUUAUUCAUAUUUUGUCCAAAUACCUCUUGUAAUUUGUAUCAGAAUUCUUGUACAAUUUUUAUAUUAAAGAUUUAUCAGUCA